AAGCCCAUUUUACAUUUUCAGAAAAAAACAUUUCUAAAGAUGUCGGAUUAUGAAGAGGAAGCUGCUUACUAUCUACGUUUCAUCUCUAUGUAUAUUGACUUAGGUACCGAGGUCGUACUGAAAGUCUUUGUACAUCAUACUCCUGGGAAGGACGCCGAGUCAUUUUUGUUAUCUGAUCCCGUUAAGAAAAAGUUACUGCAGCUGACAACUAGAAAAAUUCUUAAUGAACAAGAAAGCAAGCUAGUCCUUGAGCAGCCACCAAACCCAAAGAAAUUUGAUGUAUCACUUUUAGUAACACUUUCAAGCAAUUUGUUUUCGGAGCAACAACUCCCAUCACCAAAGAAAGGUUGGAAUUUUCCACCAAUAAAUAGUGAUAAAUUAAUCUCUGCUGAUCUUCUUCGUCUUAGAACGAUCAGAAACCAGGUCAUUGGCCAUAGUGCUAAAGCACAACUUCCUCAGUCGAAAUUUGAAGACGAAUGGGCGAAGGUAGAAGAAAUAUUUCUGAGAAUAUAUAGAAAUAUUGCGCCUGAUGAGGAAUCACAACUGAAACAGACAAUGGAAGAUUAUAGAUUUAGAAAGCUGGAUUCGUCUACUGUAAACAAGUACGAUUCAAAGAUAAAUGAAUGGCACCAGGAAAUUUCGAAAGUUCAACAACAGGUUGAAGAUGCGUUCAAGACUCUUAAAGAUAUUGACAAAUACAUAAAAGACAAAUCGGACAGAUACGAACGUUACAUAAAACUACUUGUCAAAGGUGGAAGAUUUGUGAUUUCGGCAUUCAUUGAAGAUAACAUUAAAACACAUAACAAAACCCUUGAAGAAAUUUUAAAGGAAAAGGAGGAUUAUGUCCGGAAAAGUAUUGGCAAUCAAGAUCAUUUGCAUAUUCUUUAUCCAUCCGAUCAAGGAGAUACUUCGAAACCAAUAGACAUGUCAACAUGGGACAUCACAAUUCUUGCAACAGUUCUCUUACAAGUACUUGACAGUAGUUCGUUAGACGAUAAAGUUAAGAGAGCGAUAAACAUGGUCAAUACUGCACGAAAAAAUUAUGCUGAAGCAGCAGUUGUUUCACUACACAGUGACGAAUUCGCAGAGUACUCCUAUCAUCUAAAAUACAGCAUACAAUUUUUGUCAGGGUAUCUCGACCAACAGAAGCAAAUCAAAUGUGAAGAAAUUCUGUCCGAAUGCCAGCAUAUUUCGAAGAAUGCUGACGAACACCAAACAUACUUUAAUGAGUUGGAAAAUCAAAGUCUGAAGAUCAAAAGUAUUCAGGAAAUAUAUACAGAAACAGUAAAGAAAACAAAAGAUAUCUUACAUGAAAUGAUUACACACGGCAUAAACUUCAAACAUGAGCAUGUGUUAGAAUUAAAGAUGAUUACGCUCGGAAGUGACGAAGAAAAGAAGCAAUUAGGAGAAACAGUUCUGACUGAAAUUUGGCGAGAAGCACUUAAAAGAAGUAACGACAGCACAGACUUUGGUGUUUUAAAUGAAGAAGUAUCAAAUAUAUUAACCGAAAUAAGAAAACAUAAGGAGGUUACAGGUGCCGCUGUAAAGCAAAAAUGCAUCCUCUUGGAGAUAGUAUGCUCUUCACCCCACACUGUGUUGGAUCUUCUGAACUUUUUCGAGAGUGCUGAAUUCAACCAAAGUGCGUGCAUCAUUUCAAAUGAGCUUGGUUAUCUUUGCGACACGAUAUUUACAAUCGAAGCAAAUGUAACUUUAGAGUCAUUGAGAGAAAUCUACGAUGACAGAGAAAACAACGAAAUAGAACAUGGUAUAAGCAUACCAAUCACAGUAACAUCACCUGCAGCCGUCGUGCAAUUAAGGUCGUUUUUCAAGAGUGAGGCAAUGAUGAAUAGCACAAACGCAAUUGCUGACAAACUGUCGAGCGAUCUGGAUGAGAGAUUAACAUUGAAAGUUACACACGACAUGGAGUCUCUUAACUGUCUGUUUGAUGAAUUAGAACCACUUUACGAUAGACUUUAUGGAAAAGUUGAUUUAGAAACACUUAAGUCUGGACCCCAACCAUUAUUUAACCAGAACCAGGAGGCACUUCUAGCUGGCCAUUUAAGGACUAUGGAUGAUGUAGGUUAUGGAUAUAGCCGCCAAGAAACCAUAAAUUUAGCAUCUGACUAUGCAGUAGAAUUAGGGUUAAGGGACAAAAACCAUCCACUCACAGACAGAUGGUUGUACAAGUUUUUGAGUAGGUGGCCUGACAUUGGUGUGAAGAAACCUCGUAGCUUAGAGAUUGCAAGGGCAAAGUCAGCAACUAGGGGAGCAGUUGACAAUUAUUUUCAAGAGCUUGUCCAUAGUCUAACCAAGUAUACCCUACAUGAUAAGCCAUACAGGAUCUUUAAUAUUGAUGAGAAAGGUUUGAACACUGAGCAUAAGCCUCCAAAAGUUAUAGGUGGAAAAUUUUCAAAAUCUCAAGCUGUGAUAUCUGGUAAAGAUGUUAGCUGCUUUGGUCCGUUUGAGGUUGCUUGGAACUCUGCUUGUCACAAUUUCAUCCGUGAAUCUGGUGGUAGUGUAAUUACACGCUAUGAAGUUUGCAGAUUGGCUUGUAAAGUAUAUUCCAGCACCUUGACUCCUGGUAAUAUUCAGUCUGCCUUUAGAAAAAGUGGAGUCUACCCCUUUGACCAGAGUGUGAUCAAUGAUUGUCAAGUUGCACAAUCAACAUCUUUUGAAAGAGACCCUGCAAACUCAGAUGAAACGCCUGAUCCUGUAUCUGAUCCACCAGCUCCAGUACAGUCAAAUGCAGCUGAAUCUUUUCUACUGCAUAGAGGUGGGAAAAUAUUGCAGAAUGUGCAGAAGGCCAAAACAAGAAAUACAUUAAGUAAGAUAGUUGGUGGGAAAUGUAUCACAGAAGAUGACAUUCAUGAUAAAAUCAUUGAACAUGACAAAAAGUACAACUCAAAAUGUAAACAACCAAAGAAAUCUGUGAAACAAGACAGAAGUAAAAGUAAAAGAACCAUGAAUGUAGAACCUUCAACAUCAGAGACAGGAGUCUCGAGUUCAGACAGCUUGAUUGACGACACAGAACCUGUGAGAGUACCUGAGUAUGGCAGUGGUCGUAUGACUGAUGACAACAUCAGAAUCUUCACAGAACAAGUGAUAGCGCCUGAAUGUGACAGUGGUCGUAAGACUGAUGACAACAACAGAAUCUUCACAGAACAAGUGAUAGUACCUGAAUGUGACAGUGGUCGUAAGACUGAUGACAACAACAGAAUCUUCACAGAACAAGUGAUAGUACCUGAGUGUGACAGUGGUCGUAAGACUGAUGACAACAACAGAAUCUUCACAGAACAAGUGAUAGUACCUGAAUGUGACAGUGGUCGUAAGACUGAUGACAACAACAGAAUCUUCACAACUGUAAUAACAGCGUUAGACUCUUCAGAAGAGAUCAAAAAGGUGGAAUUUGGUCGGUAUAUUAAACAGAAAGAAGAGGCCAAAGUUCGAACAAUAUUUGGAGACGCUCAGAUGAACCAUGGAAUCCAACUCCAAGAAAUAUAUCCAUGGAAACGACCAGCACCGGAUGUUGAUCUAUACGAGAGUUACCGAGAUGAUGUUACUACGGCUACUACUACGACUACGACUACUACUACUAUUACUACUACUGCUACGACUACUACUACUACUAAUACUACGCUACUGAUCUCACUGCUGCUGCUACUACUACUAGUGAUACCACUGCUGCUGCUAUUACUACUGAUCCCAAUGCUGCUGCUUCUACUACUACUGAUCCCACUGCUUCUGUCUACUGCAAAUGAUGCUUCUAGUAUUUCUACUAUUACUUCUGUUGCUGAACCUACUACUGCUACUGUUGCCAUUGCUGUUACUGUUACUGCAACUACUGCUGCUGCUACUGUUUCUGCUACUACUUGGAUGGGUAACAAAUUUAAACCAAACUGCUAA
Molecule: messenger RNA, 3903 nt
Organism: Mercenaria mercenaria
Lineage: Eukaryota; Metazoa; Mollusca; Bivalvia; Venerida; Veneridae
Exons: 14
Coding region: 40-3903 (1287 amino acids)
Source: RefSeq, a predicted model, not a curated record